AUGCAUUUCGCUCCCAUGAGUGAUGACGCCUGGUUCAAUCUUCCUCGCAGUGGUGGAAUAGCAUAUGCGGCACAAGAAUCCUGGGUGCUCAACGAAACCAUCAGAGACAAUAUCCUCUUUGGCUUGCCGUACGAUGAAGAUCGCUAUGAAAAAGUUAUCAAGCAAUGUGCUCUGGAACGGGACUUGACUCUAUUCGCUGCCGGAGACCAGACUGAGAUUGGGGAGAAGGGCCUUACAUUAAGUGGAGGUCAGAAAGCCCGGUUAACUCUUGCCAGAGCUGUGUACUCUAAAUCCAGCAUUCUCCUUCUUGAUGACACAAUGGCCGCUCUGGAGUAUGUCUAUCACUUCUCCGACAUCGGACAACCCGUGCGGUUAAUAAACGUUCAUUCAUAG
Lentinula edodes (shiitake mushroom) is the source of this 393-nucleotide messenger RNA. Its product is annotated as P-loop containing nucleoside triphosphate hydrolase protein. The transcript has 2 exons. Gene Ontology annotation, biological process: transmembrane transport. The coding region runs from base 1 to 393 and encodes 130 amino acids. Gene Ontology annotation, molecular function: ATP binding; ABC-type peptide transporter activity; ATP hydrolysis activity. Gene Ontology annotation, cellular component: membrane; fungal-type vacuole. NCBI's taxonomy places the organism in Eukaryota, Fungi, Basidiomycota, Agaricomycetes, Agaricales, Omphalotaceae. The record is from RefSeq and is a predicted model, not a curated record.